AUGGAAAAGCCUUUGGACUCAAAGCUCUCUCGAGAUGAAGAACAAUCAAUCGAUCAAUCUUCCUAUGAAGAUCAUGUUGAGCUUUCAGGUCGAGUUUCAAUUCGUGAGUAUGUCGCGACUAGACUCACUUCAUUAAAGCCUCCUAUGACGAAUGCGGCCAAUCCAUUCAAACUUCUAGCCAUGUUGAACUGCCAACAAUGGGCUUUCUUCGCAGUCUCAUUUCUUGCAUGGUCAUGGGACUCGUUUGAUUUCUUUACGGUCUCGCUCACGGUCUCUGAUUUGGCCGAGACCUUUGACAAAUCCACUACGGACAUAACCUGGGGGAUAACGCUCGUUCUUAUGCUCCGGUCUGUUGGAUCUAUUAUAUUUGGAAUUGCAGCUGAUCGAUAUGGACGAAAGUGGCCUUUCAUAAUCAACAACGUGCUGUUUAUUGUCCUUGAGCUCGGCACGGCCUUCUGUCAGACUUAUCCACAAUUCCUUGCUGUCCGAGCUCUUUUCGGCAUCGCGAUGGGUGGUAUGUACGGCAAUGCGGCAGUCACAGCACUCGAAGAUUGUCCACCGGAGGCUCGCGGGCUUGUAUCAGGUCUGUUGCAGCAAGGAUAUGCAUUUGGCUACUUACUUGCUACUGCUUUUUCAAGAGCACUAGUCAAUACAACUGAUCACGGUUGGAGGCCUUUCUUCUGGUUUGCAGCCUGUCCCCCUAUUCUUAUCAUUCUCUUUCGACUUUGCCUACCAGAGACAAAGGCCUUCAGGGAUCGACAGUCCAGUAGGGCGCAGCAAGGAAAUCUGGCCACAAGCUUCAUCUCUGAAGGACGCCUCGCUAUCAAGCGCCAUUGGCUAUUGCUUGUCUAUCUUGUUCUCCUUACCACUGGGUUCAACUUUACAGCGCACGGAUCACAAGACCUAUAUCCAACUAUGUUGAAAAAUGACUUCAAAUUUUCAUCCGACGCUAUUACUGUCACCCAAGUUGUCGCCAAUCUAGGAGCCAUGGCUGGUGGUACCAUUUCAGGGUACUGUUCUCAAAUAUUCGGACGAAGAUUCAGCAUGAUGACCGUUUGUAUCAUUGGCGGGGCGAUUAUAUAUCCCUACACAUACACCAGAUCCAAAGCUGUCAUGGUCGCGGCAUUCUUCGAGCAAUUCUGUGUUCAAGGGGCUUGGAGUGUCAUCCCCGUCUAUAUAAUGGAGCAAUCUCCUGCCACGUUCCAUACUUUCUUUGUUGGGUCAGCAUAUCAAUUUGGCAACCUUGCGUCCUCAGCCUCCUCGACGAUUGAGGCCAAGCUUGGUGAACGAUUUCCGCUCCCAUCAAUGACUAACGCAGAUGGUACAGUUGUCGAGCGCUUCAACUAUGGCAAAGUCAUUUGCAUUUUCUUGGGAUCUGUUUAUGCCUACAACCUGAUUAUGAUCUUUAUUGGUCCCGAGAAAAGAUCUCCAGUUAGGGUUACUGAAGAUGAAAUAGAGUAA
Molecule: messenger RNA, 1461 nt
Organism: Penicillium nucicola
Lineage: Eukaryota; Fungi; Ascomycota; Eurotiomycetes; Eurotiales; Aspergillaceae
Product: Major facilitator superfamily domain general substrate transporter
Exons: 2
Coding region: 1-1461 (486 amino acids)
Biological process (GO): plasma membrane lactate transport
Cellular component (GO): plasma membrane
Molecular function (GO): secondary active monocarboxylate transmembrane transporter activity
Source: RefSeq, a predicted model, not a curated record